This is a messenger RNA of Anopheles aquasalis, 1601 nucleotides long. Its product is annotated as annexin B10. The record is from RefSeq and is a predicted model, not a curated record. Gene Ontology annotation, molecular function: phosphatidylserine binding; calcium ion binding; calcium-dependent phospholipid binding. Gene Ontology annotation, cellular component: nucleus; cytoplasm; vesicle membrane. NCBI's taxonomy places the organism in Eukaryota, Metazoa, Arthropoda, Insecta, Diptera, Culicidae.
GCCAGCUCGAGCGAUUUCGAAUCGAUGUUGACCGGACAGGCCGCAUCCGGGGCUAGAUACUCGUUCCAGAUGGCCUGCGCUCCUUCCUUGAUUUGCGACUGUGGCAACGCCUUCAUUUCCUGUAUCGCCUCCCAGAAUCUGUACAAGGCAUGAAAGAUGAAAAGCUGUGGACAUGCCUUUUCGACGAUUACUGUUCCGAGACACGAACGUCGCGCAUUCAUUCUUCGUUCGUGCGAACAAGCGGAUCGGUGCAGAAAUUGCUCAAUUAAGGCAAGAAUUCCGGAGGACUUUCGGUACCUAGAUUCAGUGAAAACUUUUUGAUAAUCAACAGCAUCAUGUCUUGGUAUUAUACGCCCGUUCCAACGGUAGUUCCGGCCGAAGAUUUCGAUGCUUCCGCCGAUGCCAACGCAUUGCGCGCCGCGAUGAAGGGCCUGGGGACGGACGAGCAGGCGAUCAUCGACAUUCUUACCGCCCGUAGCAACGCCCAGCGCCUACAGAUUGUGGAACAAUACACCAGUGAACUCGGACGGGAUUUAAUCGACGAUUUGAAAUCCGAACUGGGUGGCAAGUUCGAGGACGUCAUCGUUGGCUUGAUGAUGCCACCGGAAAAGUAUCUCUGCAAGCAGCUACACAAGGCGAUGGAUGGUAUCGGGACGGAUGAAGAGACGCUGAUCGAGGUACUGGCACCGCAGACGAACGAGGAAGUGAAGAAGAUUGUCGAUUGCUAUGAGCAAAUGUACGACCGACCACUGGCGGAGCAUCUGUGCUCCGAGACUUCGGGCAGCUUCCGUCGGCUACUGACGAUGAUCAUCGUAGGAGCCCGCGAUCCGCAGGGAACCGUCGAUGCCGAUCUGGCCGUUGAGCAGGCCAAUCAGCUCUACAACGCCGGCGAGGGAAAAAUGGGCACGGACGAGGAGGUGUUCUACAAGAUUCUGGCACACUCCAGCUUCGACCAACUGGAACUUGUAUUCGAAGAGUACAAGAAGCUUUCCGGCCAAACGAUCGAGCAGGCCAUGAAGCACGAGCUGAGCGGUGAGCUGUACGAUGCGCUCAGUGCAAUCGUCGAGUGUGUCCAGAUGGCCCCCCAUUUCUUCGCCAAACGCCUUCACAAGGCCAUGGAUGGUGCCGGUACCGAUGAUGCCACGCUUAUUCGGAUCAUCAUUUCGCGCUCCGAGAUUGAUCUGCAGAACGUGAAGGACGAGUACGAGCAGAUGUACAACAAAACGCUGCUGAGUGCCGUUCGGAACGAGUGCUCCGGUGACUAUAAGCGUGCUCUUUGCGCUUUGAUUGGUGGUGCUUAAGAGAGCAUACCGCUAUACUUCAUUAACUGGGCGACCAACGAAGAUAUUUACGGACAAUUGAUACAAUACUUUAAGCAGAGUCCAACCCCAACGAACGCUCAGCCCAUUGCUAUUGCUAUGUAAUCUCGAAGAUACGGGGAAGCUCGACGACGGACGUGUAUUGGCUCCAAGUCGAGCAUUAAAUAUUUGCAUUCAAUGUGUAGCCUUUGCUCUUGAGCUGCCUUGCUGCGAAAUGCAUUUGAAGCACAGUAUUUUACCGCGCACCAAACCGUGAAUAAAGACAUUUAAAUGUGGCAAAUG